CAAUGACGGUAGCAGGUCUGCGGAGUCCCGAAAACUCGCUUCUUCCGCUGACGUUCUUCCCAGACAGAAAAACCCUAAACCCUAAACCAGAGAGAAGCGUUUCUCGUUGUUGAGUGUAGAAGCGAUGCUGCGUCGCAACGUUCGGUUGAGGAGGGAGUAUCUGUACCGGAAGAGCUUAGAGGGCAAAGAGAGGAUCCGUUAUGAGAACAAGCGCAAGAUUGCAGAAGCUCUUCAAGAGGGGAAACCGAUUCCUACCGAGCUCCGAAAUGUGGAGGCGGAGCUCCGGGCUGAAAUUGAUCUGGAAGACGAUAAGACCGCCGUCCCAAGGAGUUAUAUUGAUGAUGAGUACGCGACUGCAACCGAGAAAGAUCCUAAAAUUCUGCUGACUACAUCCCGUGAUCCAAGUGCGCCUCUUGUACAGUUUGUGAAGGAAUUGAAGAUUGUUUUCCCAAAUGCUGAGCGGAUAAAUCGUGGUGGCCAGGUUAUUUCUGAAAUUAUCGAGAGUUGUCGUUCUCAUGAUUUUACAGAUGUCAUUUUAGUUCAUGAGCAUCGUGGUGUGCCCGAUGGCAUGAUUAUAAGCCAUCUACCUUUUGGACCAACCGCUUAUUUUGGUUUGCUCAAUGUGGUUACUAGACAUGAUAUCAAGGAUAAGAAAGCAAUUGGAACGAUGUCUGAGGCUUAUCCACACCUGAUUCUUGACAAUUUCAAUACAAAGCUUGGUGAAAGGACAGCAAACAUAUUGAAGCAUCUCUUCCCAGUGCCAAAGCCAGAUACCAAACGUAUACUCACUUUUGCAAAUCAAUCAGACUAUAUCUCGUUCCGGCAUCAUGUUUAUGAAAAGCGUGGUGGUCCCAAGUCUGUCGAGCUUAGGGAGAUUGGUCCUCGUUUUGAAAUGCGACUUUAUCAGAUAAAGUUGGGAACGAUGGAGCAGACCGAAGCACAGACGGAGUGGGUGAUUCGACCGUACAUGAACACAACAAAGAAGCGCAAGUUCAUCGGGGACUGAUUGCACCAACAGCCUGGCGUCACUGUGAUUCGUUGCUGCAACCAAAUUUUGUCCAACUUCAGCAGUAACUAUUUGUAUCCUCGCUCCAUUUAUGAACCCAUUUCAGUGUGGCCACAAAAACACAAGUCCAAACAUGUUGAUGAAUAUGUACACGCCCAUUUUAACCCAACCCGAGUAUGGUGCUCACAACCGUCGGGUCAUGACUCAUGAGUGGUCCGAAGACAUGGGGUGCCUGUGUAUAUGCUUCAAUAUGGUGUACGUGGGUUGGGUGGUUAGCCAUUUUAAUCAUCUGAAUUGUGCAUUACGGUUUGGGAAAUAUUAAAUUUAAAACUCUAAAAAAAAUUCUAUAGUU
This is a messenger RNA of Linum tenue, 1358 nucleotides long. NCBI's taxonomy places the organism in Eukaryota, Viridiplantae, Streptophyta, Magnoliopsida, Malpighiales, Linaceae. The record is from the annotation of a GenBank genome assembly.